AUGUCGGUGGACGUGGUGAAAACAGGGAUGCUCCCUUCAGCUGGAGUUGUUAAAGUUCUCUGCGAGAGUCUUAGGAAGUUUCCAGUCAAAGCUCUAGUGGUGGAUCCGGUCAUGGUGUCCACCAGUGGUGAUACUCUUUCAGGACCAUCUACUCUCGCUACAUAUAGGGAUGAACUGUUUUCUAUGGCUGAUAUAGUCACUCCAAAUGUGAAAGAAGCAUCUAAGUUACUUGGGGAUAUAUCAUUGCAGACAAUUUCUGACAUGCGCAAUGCAGCUGAAUCCAUUUACAAACUUGGUCCAAAAUAUGUGCUUGUGAAAGGUGGGGAUAUGCCAGAUUCAUCAGAUGCAAUUGAUGUAUUAUUUGAUGGUAAGGAGUUCAUUGAGCUUCGUGGUUUGCGUAUAAAGACCCGUAACACACAUGGAACCGGUUGCACGUUAGCUUCAUGUAUUGCUGCUGAAUUAGCAAAAGGUGCAACAAUGCUGCAUGCUGUUCAGGUUGCAAAGAAAUUUGUGGAAUCUGCUCUUUAUCACAGCAAAGAUCUUGUGAUUGGAAAUGGACCUCAGGGCCCUUUUGACCACCUCUUCGAGCUCAAGUCUCCAUUAUACAAGAUGGGAUCACUGCAAAAGUUCAAUCCAGAUGACCUCUUCCUGUAUGCAGUGACAGACUCUGGGAUGAACAAGAAGUGGGGUCGUUCGAUAAAAGAUGCUGUGAAAGCUGCCAUUGAAGGUGGCGCUACCAUUGUCCAAUUGAGAGAAAAAGACACCGAGACACGGGAGUUCUUGGAAGCUGCCAAGGCUUGUGUGGAAAUCUGCAAGUCUAGUGGAGUGCCGCUACUGAUCAAUGACCGCAUAGAUGUCGCUCUGGCAUGCAACGCAGAUGGCGUCCAUGUUGGUCAAUCAGACAUGCCAGCAUGGGAAGUACGAGAACUCCUAGGACCUGGAAAAAUCAUUGGCGUCUCAUGUAAAACCCCGGCCCAGGCCGAGCAGGCAUGGAAGGAUGGUGCAAAUUACAUCGGCUGUGGCGGUGUCUUCCCAACCUCAACGAAGGAGAACAAUCCCACCUUAGGGUUUGAGGGCUUGAAGACCGUCUGCUUGGCUUCGAAGCUACCUGUGGUGGCCAUCGGCGGCAUCAAUGCUGGAAAUGCAGGUUCGGUAAUGGAGCUUGGGUUCCCAAAUCUGAAAGGUGUGGCCGUGGUCUCUGCUCUGUUUGACCGGGAAUGUGUCGUGACUGAGACAAGAAACCUCAGAUCCAUCCUGAAGAAUGCUUGCUCCAGAUCUUAG
This is a messenger RNA of Miscanthus lutarioriparius, 1281 nucleotides long. The record is from the annotation of a GenBank genome assembly. Lineage: Eukaryota; Viridiplantae; Streptophyta; Magnoliopsida; Poales; Poaceae.